This is a messenger RNA of Dermacentor andersoni, 4011 nucleotides long. Its product is annotated as monocarboxylate transporter 5-like. Gene Ontology annotation, molecular function: monocarboxylic acid transmembrane transporter activity. The record is from RefSeq and is a predicted model, not a curated record. Gene Ontology annotation, biological process: transmembrane transport. NCBI's taxonomy places the organism in Eukaryota, Metazoa, Arthropoda, Arachnida, Ixodida, Ixodidae.
AUGCCGUACAACACGCGCCGCAGUCGUAUCAUUGUGGCACUCUUUGGAGAGCAUCAAAAAUUACACAUUCUUCGGUCUUUCUGCCCUUUGCUUUUCCCAUGGCGUUGGCCUCUGCCUUAAUAUAUGACUGUGGUUCAAUGAACUGCUUCGACAAAUCCAAUUGUUUUCUACCCUGGGCGAGCACCUCCUGUCAGUUUUUUUUUUUUUGUCAGAUAUUUUUUCAUCAAUUAACUUCAAGCCAGUAUUAAAUAGAAUUGCCGCAUGAACAGGCUCUUCCCCUCACUUUUUUACUUGUAAUUUCUUUUUGUUUACCGGAGAGGUACAAUAAAAAUAUCUUACGUUGUUUUUUACGGCAUGCCAUGAGAAUCCUACUGCGUUGAUCGUGUCUAUACGGGCUUCUUUAACCUGGCUGUCGAGUGAAAUCAGGAGCUAAGUGAGGGGCUCACGAUAAGCCUUCUCUCGUAUCUUGCCGCUUGGCAGACCAUUUCAUGCGCGCUGCGUAUGUCUUGCAGUCCCAUGGCAUACACGUUGCGGCGUAUAAGCAUGGAUUCGCCUCGCAGUUGGGUGGUCGCAGCGGCUUGCUGCUGGAUAAAUGUUUUCACUUUCUCCCUGAUCCGCUCGGCCGCCGUGACGUACGUGGCGCUGCUGCAUGCCUUCCCGGUGACCAGGGAACGGGCGUCGUGGCCCGUCAACAUUACUGUCGUCUGCUACUUCCUUACAGACAAUAUACCGCAGGUCCCAUUGCCGGAGUCCUGGCCAGGUACAUACCGAUAUGGAAGCUGUCCGUGGUCGGUUGCCUCGGCGGUUCUCUCGCCAUAUGCGUCUGCUUCUUCGCGCCCUCCAUGCUUUUCCUGGACAUCUUCCUUGGUGUCGUCCACGGCACCAGUAUCGGUUUGCUGAGCCUCUUCAGCGUCGUGGUAAACGAGCACUUUCUCAAGUACCGUGCAGCGGCCUCCGGCAUCGCCAACGCGGGCUUCACAGUCGGAGGACUUGUAUUCCCGCCGGUCAUGAAGGCGCUGGAAGAGAAAUACGGAAUCCACGGCACAUUCUUGAUUUUCGGAGCCGCCAUGCUCAACUCGGUGGCAGGUGCUUUGCUGCAACGCACGCCGCCGGUGACUCAACCGGAACGGGACAAAACUGGAGCCUCAAUCCACGAUUCGGAUGGAAGAGAUGGUAUCCUCGAAAAUGGCGACGAACUCGUGAGACCCCUUCGGUGUUCCGAUUAUCCACACCAACUCGAUGACGCAGACCUUUGUGGAUGCAACCGUACUCCCGAUCAAUGUUGCCAAAAGUUCAAUCUUUUGACAGCUGAAGGGUGCGACGUCGAUGGCGAUCAACCUCAAAGGGAAGAAACAAAGCUUGGUAGCACUGUUUCAAGCGACUUCAACCACUCGAAAAAGGACGUUUACUUUCUGGCGGAGAAGCACUCUGUACCAGAGCUAGUUGCAAAUAACGGAAUUCAAAAACCUUUGAACGGAGGGCCUAAAAGUGCCAAAAGAGAUUAUUUUCUCUCUUUUCUCUUAUUACCUGAAUAUUAUCUCAUCACCCUUUCCUUUUCCACCAUACACUUUAACAUGACUACGUAUAAUACUGUCGUAGUCGACUUCGGAGUGGACCGUGGGCUGUCUGCGUGGAACGCGGUUUACCUGAUGUCAGCCUACGCGAUGGCCGACCUGCUGGCUCGACUCGGCUCUGGUUUGAUCACGGACAGAAAGUACUUGCGAAAGAGCACGAUGAUGGGGUCUCACCUGGCGCUGUGGGGCGCAUUGCUGUGCCUGAUGCCCAUGUGCAGCUCGUAUCCAAGCCAGGUGGCUCUGUCAGUCUUGUUUGGCUGGUGCAAUGGCUCAACGAUAAUACUUAUAGUGGUGCUCUUCAUGGAGCUGGUGGGCAUCGACAAGGUCGGCGUCUGCUUCGGAAGUGCUAAUGCACUCGCUGGACUUGUGGGACUCGCAAGGCCGUUGCUAAUAGGAUUCUUCAGAGAUACUCACGGGGACUACGCUGGCUUAUUCAGCCUCAUCGGGGGAAUGACGAUGUGCGUGUCUCUGCUGUGGUUGUAUUAUCGUGUCAGAGAACGGGGCUCGUCAACGAGAAAAGAUGGCCACUCGUCGAGAACCCGCCCAAAACCAAGGGACCGCGUCUCAACAUCGUGAGAAAAGUAUCGGUCCAAACGAAGAAGUACUACUUUGGGCAUUAUGUGCUUGUGAGAUGAUGCCUAUAUUCACGACGGCGUGGCAUACGGGAAUAAACUUCAACGAAGCGAUGGUUCUGGACUGCGCCAGCACGUGAAAUUAGACAAGAACCAACCGGAGGAAUAUCAAUCGCAUCGCUAUAUACUGCAAGUUCGCAAUGCAUUGAUAAAGCAAAGAAAUAGAUUAUUCGGCGUCCAUUCUCAAUGUUUUGUCCAGUACUACGGAGGAGAGAUUCCCACGUUUAUUAAAGAAGGCUUAGGGCGCGUCUUGGCGUCUUCCGAGCAACGUCGAGUCUUCUUGUUAUCACUGAGCCUCGUAAUCGGCCUUUUCCAGUAAAUGAACUGCUGAAGGAGAAGAAAAAAGAGAAGAAAAGAGCGGGAGGUUAGCUCAUGUAAGUACCAGCUGGCUAUGCCCUAUGCUCUUGAAAGGACUAAAUGGAAUAAAAUGUUCAAGAACAGACAGGCAGAGAACUUUAAUUAGGUCCUGAGGUACGCUACCGUUCAAGGGGGUAGAGCAGCGGGCCGCUCCCACGUCGGGACGGGUAGGCCGAGCAUCAUCGCCGCUUCUUCGGCCCUCUGGACGGCCCUGAGUUGAUGUAGAAGGUCCGAGCUCCUGAGCAUGGAGCUCCAUUCCUUUUCGGUCGUGCGUUGAGGACCCCGUAAUGAGGGGCACUGCCAGAGCAUGUGAUCUAAAGUACAAGCGGCGCCACAAUCUGGGCAUGUUGGAUAAAGGCCUUCGAUGAACUAGCUGUGGGAAUGAAGACGAGGGUAUGAUCUGUUAUGAAACAUACGGAGGGUAGAUGCCUGUGCUCCAGAGAGCAUCUCAUGAGGAAGCGGGAAGACCCUCCUGCCCAACAGAUAAUGUUUGACGAUCUCAUUAAAAGUGAGGAGAACGUUUCUAAAGACCGCUAUAGAUUGAAGUCCGAAGAUCCCCCAGGCUGCCCAGCGCGAUGAGUUAGUUCGCGCGCUCGGGCAUGGGCGAUCUCGUUCAGGUUGGCCAUAACGUUAAUAAAGAACUAAUAAAUUAAGAGAAAAACAAUUCACACAAUAACGCGAUGCAAGGCGCUACAAAUUUCCAAGUCGGUCGCACAAUCCCCAAGUUCUUCAGUAUCUAAGUAACGCAAUUAAGGCUAUAAGUCCUGGAGCCAGUGCGGAUUAGUGUGCUAGGACUUUCUUCUCCGUCAAGGAAUGAUCGUCCAAUCUGUAGAGCAGGUACUUGCAGAGCAGGUACUUGCAGUCGUGUCCUCGCAGCCGCAGUUGUCUCAAGCAGUGCUGUCGGCCAUUCCAAUGCGGAAGGAAUAGGCGUUCGUGAAUGCUAUACGCCGAGCGACAGGCGGCACAGAAGUGUUUCUUCGGCUCAUGGUAUCCCUGGUGAAAGACUGAGUUUGCAGACGUGGAUCCAUUCUGUAGAGAUGUGUGCGUGGAUUAUUUACUUGAGUUCCGCUGUAUAAGUGUAAGCUCGAGAUCGCGCGGGAGCGAGCGAAGCCUUAUUGCUGCGUCUUUUCUCUACAGUGGUAUUAUUGGUAUACAGUUGCCACCGUCGUAGACCGAUCGGGCAGCAACAUCUGGACUGUAGUUACCAUAAAUUCCGCAGUGACCCGGCAUCCACUGAUGGAUGAUGAUGUGCCCGUUGUCGACUGCAUGGUGGUGAAGUAUAUAGUCGGAUGUCUGCGACUAUAGCUGCUCGUUCGGUCCGUGAUAGAAUGCAUGGGGACCGCAUGGCGCUGGCGAGCUGCCUUCGAGUCACGAAAGAUAUGGACUGUGAAUGUGAUGAUUUGUGACCAAUAAACUCCAGAGCAGCACGGAUAGCUGUGAGUUCUGUG